AUGAAGAUUAACCUCCAUAAGGCUUUUGACUCUCUCCAUUGGGAUUUUAUUUCCUCUAUCCUAAGAGCCCUCCUUCUUCCUACUCGUUUUAUAGCUUGGAUUGAGACUUGUUUCACUCAAGCUAGGUAUUCCAUCGCUUUCAAUGGUUCUCUUAUUGGCUAUUUCAAGGGCGCUAGAGGUUUAAGACAAGGUGAUCCACUCUCUCAUACUCUUUUUGUUCUUGCUAUGCAUGUUUUAUCUAAGAUGCUUAAUUUGGAUGCUGCCAAAGGAGUGUUUGGUUAUCACCCAAAAUGCAAAAGGAUUGGCCUUACCCAUCUUUCUUUCGCUGCUGAUUUAAUGAUCUUCUGUAAGGGUAAUGCUGAUUCUAUUAUGGGUGUCUUAAGCGUUCUGGAUCAUUUUUAUGAUAUCUCUGGGCUUCAUCUUAAUUCCUCCAAAUGUGAAAUUUUUUCUGCUGGUUGUUCUUCAAGAUCAAUGGAUUUUUUUCAACAUAUCACUGGUUUAAAAAAAGGCAGCCUUCAUGUGAGAUACUUAGGUAUCCCUCUUGUUACUCAUAAACUUACUGAGAAGGAUUGUGUUGUGCUCAUUGAAAAAAUUAAAAAGAGGCUCCAUCAUUGGUCUGCUAGAAAUCUGAGCUACGCUGGCAGACUCGAACUCAUCCGUUCUGUUCUUUUCAACGUCUCGAAUUACUGGUGCAGACAACUUAUCCUUCCAAAUUUGAUCCUUGCCAAAGUGGACCAGCUCUGUUCCAGAUUUUUCUGGAAAUGUGAAGACAAGUCUGCUUCAGGUGCUCGAGUAAGAUGGGAUGUUAUAUGCUUCUCUAAAGCCGAAGAUGGUCUUGGAUUAAAGAACACUAAAAUAUGGAACCAAGCUUGUUCUAUUGAUCUUAUUAGGAAAAUAUUAACAGGUGAUGGCUCGCUUUGGGUUGCAUGGUUAAAAUCUUAUGUUUUCAAAGAUCAAGAUUUCUGGAAUUUUGUUACAGGUUCUAAUGUGAGUUGGACUGUUACUAGAAUUUUAAAAUUGCAUUCUAUUGCUCUCACAGUCUUACCUUCUUCUGGUUAUCUUAGGCUUAAUGAUAUUUGGGAAUCUAUUCGAAUCAAAAGGGUGAAAGUUCCCUAG
Molecule: messenger RNA, 1116 nt
Organism: Hibiscus syriacus
Lineage: Eukaryota; Viridiplantae; Streptophyta; Magnoliopsida; Malvales; Malvaceae
Exons: 1
Coding region: 1-1116 (371 amino acids)
Source: RefSeq, a predicted model, not a curated record